Messenger RNA from Esox lucius (northern pike), 2966 nucleotides. Its product is annotated as ubiquitin-associated protein 1-like. The record is from RefSeq and is a predicted model, not a curated record. The transcript has 7 exons. NCBI's taxonomy places the organism in Eukaryota, Metazoa, Chordata, Actinopteri, Esociformes, Esocidae. Gene Ontology annotation, molecular function: ubiquitin binding. Gene Ontology annotation, biological process: ubiquitin-dependent protein catabolic process via the multivesicular body sorting pathway. Bases 713 to 2134 code for a protein of 473 amino acids. Gene Ontology annotation, cellular component: ESCRT I complex.
GCCCCCCCCCCCCCAGGGAAGAUCUCAGUUUCACGCUUCUUCCUCUCCUCAUCUCCUCCAGUGGGGUUUGAGAAAGUGAGUGUUCAUUUAAGGUCGUCCAAGAACUGGAGGUUGCGUCGAUGUGCUGUGUUUUUUUUUGGGAUUUACAUUACAAAGUUCAAUUAAAAGGGGGAAGCAGCUUAUACAAGGGUUUGAUGGUUGUGUUAUGCUGGAAAAGGAUCAGGUUUUUUUUCCUAGGCUCUGGGGGUUUUAGUUUGGGUGUCUGUACAAGCACAACAGAUUAUGUAAAAAUAUAUUAAAUAAAAAAAGAUUCAUUUGAUUUACAACAAACUGUUCUCUGUUUUUUGCAAACUGAAUUCGUCAAUAUCCCAAACAAAUUUUUAACAGGCUAAGAAUAUUCCAACAGUGAUUUUUUUUAUAACCCUUUUCUUGAAAAUGUAGCCCUUUAUCAGCAGUACAAAUACUACCUGAACAAAUAUUGGUAAACACAUCUGAUGAUGUCAGUCAGACAGGGGAUUAUUAUUUGAUCCAGAGAAUUAGCUCGGAUGAUCAUACAGGCUUUCUAUCUUGGUGCUACCCAUUCGGAGUACGCUGCACACCUGUCAGUCGUUCACACGUUGCUCUGGACCUGAGCGGGAGGAAGACACUUCACAGAGAGAGGGAUAUAUUUUAGUUGCAGUCAUUGCUUUUUCGUUGCCCGUGUCCAGGCGAAAUGACCAGCCUGGAGGAGGUUCCUUUUAGGACCCCAUUAGGACCCCUACAGGAGCAGGGGCCUCGUGGAGGGGUGGAGCUGACGUCCGCCCCGGAGCUCAUCAUACCAGACCACCUACAAAUACUACGAGACACUGAGUAUGAGUUCACUCUGGAGAACUGGGUGAUGACUGAGCUCCAUGGAGGACACCAUAAUCCUAGGGAAAUACCACCAACAGUCCCAAGGAAGUCCUCCGAUUCUGGGGAGACGCUGACCCCCUCCAGCCCUCCGUACUGGCUCAUGUUCUCCAGUCCACAAGAGAGUCGUUGGGCCAGCAGGUGGAACAGUGAUUUGAAGGCACCUGCCCUUCGACCAAGGAGCCACAGCCUGAGCUCUGUGGACACGCGCCACCUUAAUCGCCAAUUCAACCCCCACCAGCACCGCCUCCGCAUAAUCAAGUUCCUGGUGUCCGACUCAGAGGACGAAGCCGGCUACUCCGAAGACGAUGAGGGAUCCUCCACUGAAGAUAACGCCACCGGUUCCCUUCGUGGUGCUGGUGAGCGGCUCGUGUUGGGUAGCUCUGCGCCAAAACACCAGAUCGUGUCUAGAGUCAAAGAGCACCAUCUCAAAUUCGCUGGGUCCUCCUCGACUCAUCGGCACUCCAGCCCAACGUCCCCCCGAGGCAGAGUUUACCGUGACCGCCAGAGGAGAGCCACCUCCUUCCACUCCGUCCCGGACUGCAGGAGGCAGGGGAAGGAGGACUCUGAUCUGGGGAAGGAGGGUUUUGCCAGCCCUCUGUGUCACGGCGGUACAAGACUCUGGGGGAAGGACUGCGAGCAGCAGCACAGGUCGUCGUCCUCUGGCUUGGAGGAGUCCUCGGUUCAGGCCAGCGCCCCCCAGCGCCACGGAGGCAAGAGGCACUGCAGCCGGAAGAGGCAUCACUCCCUGUGCUCCUCCGCGGGAAGGAGGUGCUCAUCAACUGACACCCAGCAGCGGCCCUCCUCCGCCGGACCCGUCGUCAGGAACCACUGGCAGGUCCUGCGCCGCCGCCACUCACACGCCACGGGCUGGGACCUGUCCGCCGAGCUGCUGACCGCACUCGGCCAGGAGGAGCGAGAUCUCCUGGAGGCCAUCACAGAGCAGGGUUACCCCCUGCACACCGCCAUCCUCGCCCUGCAGAAGACCGGCCGCCGCAGUCCCCAACAGAUUCUGAGUUACCUGGUGGCCAGCGACCGCCUGUGUGCCCUGGGCUACGACCAGGCCCUGGUGGAGGAGGCCAUGGAGAUGUUCCAGAACUGCGAGAGCAAGGCCAGGGAAUUCCUGCACCUUUUGGCCCAGUUCAAUGAGAUGGGUUUCCAGCAGAGCACCAUUAAAGAGGUUCUACUGGUCCACGAGAACCACAGGGAAAGGGCCCUGGAAGAACUCAUGACACGUCAUAGCUAGUCACGCCUGUUACCGACAGACCACUCUGGGCUGUCAGAAGCUGCCGGGUGAAGUUGACUGAUUACUAAUGUCUUCUGGUCUGCCCCAUGGUAAUAACCGAGAUGCCUGGAGUUAAUCAUGACACGUCAUGAAAAAUCUGUGAACUAAAUAAAACAGUGGCAGUGAGGAAUGUGUGUGAACGAGGCUUUUCACCUUCAGAAUUGCAUAUAUUACAAAACCCUACAGAAGCCUCGACAGAUUUUUCUUUUUACACCAUUGAAAACAAGAUCUGACGCACAUUUUGACAAGCUCCCAACCCCCCCCCCCCUCCCCCCAAAUCACCAUAAGAAAUUGGUGUGAUGACAUAGUGACAGAAAACAUUCAGCAUUUGCCCUUUCAAAAAGGUCCGGGAGGCUGAUGACAAGUCCCCAAAAGGUAAGGCCUGAGUUUGAUCUACUAUACUGUGGCACAGACAAAAUAAAAAGAGAGGCUAUUAAAACAAAACGUUUAUUUACAGUUUGCAAAAACACCAACAGUCCGUAUUAGCCUUUGCCAACAGACUUUAAUAUUCUCAUUUAAGCUAUGAUAGCACAAAAUAGAUCAUUUUUCAUGUAGUGUAGCCAAGAAUUUUAUAUAAAAUAAUGGCCGUCCCCCCCAUAAAUAUAAAGUACCAUGAUUUACUCUACCACCAACUCAGAUAAUUAAAAAGAUAAUUGGAUUGAUCUGUGAAAAAAAAUAUUCAAGUUUCAUGAAAACUCUUUUUGUAGGUCAACCAAGCCCUCAAACAUUGCACUCAAGAUUUGAUCGUAAUGCUCAGUUUGGAGAUGCUUGAAACAUUAAAAAAAAAAAAAAA